AUGUGGACCGCAAGAAAAGUUUUGGGAUUGCUGCUGCUGUUGCUCGGCAGUUGGGUGGGGCACACUGUUGGCACUUGCAACGUGUGCAAUUCUGUCAACAGCAUGGCCUGCUACUCGAUGAACCAGGUACAGGCAUGCGAUGCCAACAAUUUGCCCACGCUACGGCCCUACGACUGUCCGGCGGGCUAUGUGUGUGUGAGUGGCAGGCAGGGCGUGCUGUGUAGGCCCGCAAUAAGUGCGAGUGGGCAAGCUGACUGCCAGCAGUGCAACAAGUGUGAUGCAAGCCGAACCUUUGCCUGCACGGAUACAACGAGCUUUUCACUUUGCCUAGGCACAGACAUGCCACAAAAUUCACGAGGCACUUGUGCGGAGGGCUAUGUCUGCAACAACAACAACAGCACACAGAUUUGUAGACUGGCAACUGCGGUUGCACCCACUUGCUCCUAUGCAGACGACACCACCACCACCACCACCACCAGCACAACCACAGCUGCGCCCACGACACCCUCACCACAAGGCGACCCCACUGCUUAUUGCGCCGCUGUGCAGCAGCAGGGACGCUUUGCCGUGGGCCCUGAUGCCGCCUCCACUUGUCGCCAGUACAUACACUGUCGUCUGCUUAAUGACCAAUGGCUGGGUCAGCGCUACACCUGCCCGGGCAGCACCUUUUUCGAUGCCCGUGCCAACUUGUGUGUGACCAGCAUGCCGGAGACUUGCUCGUAUCACCCCAGCACCACCACCAGCACCACACCAGCACCCACUGUGGACAAUCCCGCUGCCUGGUGUGCCGCAAUGCAGUCACAGGACACCUAUCCUGUGGGCACCAACCCAUCAACUACCUGUCGCCAGUAUGUCUACUGCUUUCUGCUCGAUGGCGAGUGGCUGGGCCAGAUGUACACCUGUCCAGGCAGCACCUACUACAACAGCGCCAUGAAAAGAUGCGUUCCCGCAUUGCCAGCCACUUGCUCGGCGAGCAUUGCUAGCUUGAGUCUUAAUGGUGUAGAGCUACAGCUAGAUUAA
Molecule: messenger RNA, 1020 nt
Organism: Drosophila busckii
Lineage: Eukaryota; Metazoa; Arthropoda; Insecta; Diptera; Drosophilidae
Exons: 1
Coding region: 1-1020 (339 amino acids)
Cellular component (GO): extracellular region
Molecular function (GO): chitin binding
Source: RefSeq, a predicted model, not a curated record